This is a messenger RNA of Auanema sp. JU1783, 624 nucleotides long. The record is from the annotation of a GenBank genome assembly. NCBI's taxonomy places the organism in Eukaryota, Metazoa, Nematoda, Chromadorea, Rhabditida, Rhabditidae.
AUGUCUCCAUCUAAAGCUGAGAAGAAGGUUGAUGUAUUGCCAGCGAACUUUAUAUUUAGCCCAGAUGAUCCUUUUUAUUCGGGUCCUGUAACUUGUGAUUUGAUGCACAUAAAGCCAGCUUCUUAUGUAGCAGCAACAGUGGAGUUUGUUGUUAUGCUAAUAGGAGCUAUUGCUUUUUAUAAGUUUUAUGAAGUUAAUCAGUCUCUGGACAAAUGGAUGUUGGUCAGCAUGCUGGGUUUACUCGCUGUUUCCGUGUUCACUUCUAUAAUACUUGCAUAUGGAAUUAUCACAGAACAAGCAAACCUUAUUCGUACCAAGAUAUCGUUCAUUCAAAUUGUCAUUCUUAUACUGAUGACACUUGCGUUUGUAUCAAUCACUGCUAUGUCUGUUGGAAUUGAAAUGACGAACUCUCUUUUCGGUCUUUUCGUGAAAGUUGCGGAAAUGGAACGUGAUUUUGGACCUCUCUGGCCAUUCAACAUUGGAGUCGUCGCCUUUUUCACAGCAGCUCUAGCUAUCUGGAUGCACGCGAUAUAUAAAGGAGUUUAUGAUUUUUUGCUGGAUAAGGAUUACUUCAGUAAUGCUCCUUCAAUUGAAUUAGCUAAGAGCUUGCCAAGAGAGGAAUGA